UAUUUUGAAGGUUGUCGUCUCAGGAAGUGCUAAAUUAUUUUCACCGCUAGCUUAAAAUGGUUUUACAUCCGAAGACUUUGUAAACAAACGGUGUUUACGGUAUUGUAGUGAAAACAAAUCAGAGCAGCAUGUUGAGAACGGGGAAUAUUAAGUGAACAGCGAGGAAGUGAAACAUUAAAAUGUUUCCGGUGAAGAACAUGGAAGACGACGAGCGGCUACAGCUCGAAGGGAACCCGGACUGGAUGUCGCGUCUGCCCGCAGAGCUGCUGGAUGUCCCGCUGUGGAACCUGGCCAUACCCGGGAGCCAUGACAGCAUGUCUUUCUGCCUGGACAUCUCCUCCCCUGUCCUGAGAUCAGAGCCCUGCGUCCUCAGAGUGAUUGACAGGCUGUUUCCCUGCUGGACUCGACCCUGUGUGUACCGCUGGGCUACCACACAGCAAUCGGUCCUCAGUGAUCAGUGUGAUCUUGGUAUUCGGUUCUUGGACCUGCGGAUCGCCAGGAAACCAGCAGGAGGCAAAUUGUUUUUCGCCCAUGGCAUCUACACACUGAUGACAGUGAAGGAGGCUCUGGAUGAACUGGCUACCUGGUUAGAUGCUCAUCCCAAAGAGAUCGUAAUCAUUUCCUGCUCGCAUUUUGCGUCGCUGACCGACGAAGAUCACGAGCACCUCGUGGAGUACAUCAUCACGCUGUUUGGAAAGAAACUCUGCUCCUCUCAGGACAUUCCCACUCUGCGGUCCUGUUGGUCCAGAAGUCAGCAGAUCGUUGUUUCUUAUGGCAACCAGCAGAUGGUGCUGCAGCACCCCGAGCUGUGGACUGGAAUACCUUACUGGUAUGCCGACAGCCCAGACCCUAAGAAGGUGAUCGCCUACCUGGAGGACCAGAAGCACAGAGGAAGACCAGCUGGUUUCUACGUCAGCGGGCUGAACCUGACAGAAGACGCUCCGUACGUCCUCCUCCAUCCCCUCCAGGACAUGAGGAAGAUGACGAUGAGUGCUCUCUCACUGCUGCUCCGCUGGGCGGGCGAGCAGCAGCCGGGGCGCGGAGCGGGGGGGGUCAACAUCCUCUGCUGCGACUUCGUGGACGUCAGUCAGUUCUGCUCUCUUGUGAUUGGCCUGAACUACAAACUGCAGGGCGGAGCCAGCGCGUCCCGUCUGCAGGAUGCCAAGAGCAGCCUCGCAUGGGGUUGACAUAAAAAACACUAAUCUGCC
Messenger RNA from Cottoperca gobio, 1208 nucleotides. Its product is annotated as PI-PLC X domain-containing protein 1-like. The record is from RefSeq and is a predicted model, not a curated record. Lineage: Eukaryota; Metazoa; Chordata; Actinopteri; Perciformes; Bovichtidae. Bases 180 to 1187 code for a protein of 335 amino acids. Gene Ontology annotation, biological process: lipid metabolic process. The transcript has 7 exons. Gene Ontology annotation, molecular function: phosphoric diester hydrolase activity.